UAAUUCCUCCUGCCUGCAACUGAAGCCGGAGGGGAGCAAGAGAAGGGGAUUGGCUUGUGGCACAAGGCGAUCAGAGUAUAGCUUAGAUAAAAAAAAGAGGCUGGCUGGCGGAAAACGCUCACUCCUCCACAAGAGCUGCAGCUCUUGUCAAUUUCUCUGGUCAAUUUCUCUUUCCCACUCACUGGUUGUGCCUCUUUUCUGCCUGUGUCGUCUGGCUAGAUACCCUCCAGCUUCUAACACUCUUGUCUGUGUGUAUGUAUGGAGAGGGAGAGCGCUAGAAGUUCAUUGUUUUUCUCUUCCUGCUCCGGUGACUGUUCUUAGAAGCAGCAGCCGCGGAGAUGUUACAAACCUAGCCAUGAGGUUUUGCGAUCGUCCUGGGUUUCUGAAUGAAACUGACCAGGCUCACCUGUUACCUCUCAGUUUUUAGAUCACUUUGAACUUCUUGGUGGAUUCAACCCCCCUCUCUACACCCACAGGACAAGAAGGGAGCACCGGGGGGGAGCAUCGUCGGUAACGCAAGGAGACUGUACAGUGUUCUUCUGCAUCAUGGGCUGGAUCCGUCGGAUUGCUUUUCUUUUCUUGGGAGUAUUAUUACUAGCAGAAAGAGCAUGUUGCCAACAUGUCAAGAACAACGUGCCGCGGCUAAAAUUAUCCUACAAAGAAAUGUAUGAAUCCAACAAUAUAGUCACUUUCAAUGGACUAGUCAAUAGUUCCAGUUAUCACACUUUCCUUUUGGAUGAGGAGCGAAGUAGACUCUACGUUGGAGCAAAGGAUCACAUAUUUUCUUUCAACCUAGUCAACAUCAAGGAAUAUCAAAAGAUUGUUUGGCCUGUAUCUCAUACCCGUAGGGAUGAGUGCAAGUGGGCUGGAAAAGAUAUUCUGAAAGAAUGUGCUAACUUCAUCAAAGUGCUUAAGGCAUAUAACCAAACUCAUUUGUACGUCUGUGGAACUGGGGCUUUCCAUCCAGUGUGCACAUACAUCCAAGUUGGAGGGCAUCCUGAGGACAAUAUAUUUAAGCUGGAAGACUCACACUUUGAAAAUGGCAGAGGAAAAAGUCCUUAUGACCCCAAACUCUUGACAGCUUCCCUUUUAAUAGAUGGUGAACUGUAUUCUGGAACUGCAGCAGACUUCAUGGGCAGAGAUUUUGCCAUUUUCCGUACACUGGGUCACCAUCACCCAAUCAGGACAGAGCAGCAUGACUCCCGUUGGCUUAAUGAUCCAAGGUUUAUUAGUGCUCAUCUGAUCCCAGAAAGUGACAAUCCAGAAGAUGACAAGAUAUACUUUUUUUUCCGUGAAAAUGCAAUUGAUGGGGAGCACUCUGGGAAAGCCACACAUGCCAGAAUAGGACAGAUCUGUAAGAAUGACUUUGGUGGUCACAGAAGUCUUGUCAACAAGUGGACAACUUUCCUCAAAGCACGCCUGAUGUGUUCUGUGCCAGGGCCCAAUGGCAUCGAUACUCAUUUUGAUGAGCUACAGGAUGUGUUUCUAAUGAACUCAAAAGACCCUAAAAAUCCCAUAAUCUAUGGAGUGUUUACAACUUCCAGCAACAUCUUCAGAGGAUCAGCUGUGUGUAUGUACAGCAUGACUGAUGUGAGGCGGGUGUUCCUGGGUCCAUAUGCUCACAGAGAUGGUCCAAACUAUCAGUGGGUCCCCUACCAAGGAAGGGUACCCUACCCACGGCCAGGGACUUGUCCAAGUAAAACAUUCGGUGGCUUUGAUUCUACCAAGGACCUUCCUGAUGAAGUCAUUACAUUUGCAAGAAGCCACCCAGCUAUGUACAACCAUGUAUUCCCUAUCAAUAACCGCCCCAUCAUGAUCAAAACAGAUUUGGACUACCAGUUCACACAGAUUGUGGUUGAUCGGGUAGAUGCAGAAGAUGGCCAGUAUGAUGUCAUGUUUAUUGGAACAGAUAUUGGGACAGUUUUGAAGGUAGUUUCUAUUCCUAAAGAGACUUGGCAUGAUUUGGAGGAAGUUUUACUGGAAGAAAUGACAGUAUUUCAGGAACCAACAGCUAUUUCAGCAAUGAAGAUUUCCACAAAGCAGCAACAGCUCUACAUUGGCUCAUUUGUUGGAGUUUCACAGCUUCCCUUGCACCGCUGUGAUGUCUAUGGGAAGGCAUGUGCUGAGUGCUGCCUUGCUAGGGACCCAUAUUGUGCCUGGGAUGGUUCCUCCUGCUCUCGCUACUUCCCCGCUGCUAAGAGACGCACUAGACGGCAAGAUAUCCGAAAUGGUGAUCCUCUUACUCACUGCUCUGACCUACAGCAUCAUGACAAUCCAAGUGGACAUGGUCUUGAGGAGAAGAUUAUCUAUGGAGUAGAGAACAGCAGCACUUUCUUGGAGUGCAGUCCAAAAUCCCAGCGUGCUCUGGUUUACUGGCAAUUCCAGAAGCAAAAUGAUGACCGAAAGGAAGAGAUCAAAGUGGAUGAUUGUUUAAUCAGGACAGAACAAGGUCUUCUACUUCGGCGUUUACAGCGGAAAGAUUCAGGCAUUUACUUUUGUCAUGCUGUAGAACAUGGUUUCAUGCAAACACUUCUGAAAGUGACCCUAGAGAUAAUAGAUACAGAACACCUUGAAGAAUUACUUCAUAAAGAGGAAGAUGGUGAUAGUUCCAAGAUCAAAGAAGCUUCUAAUAGCAUGACCCCAAGCCAAAAAGUCUGGUACAGGGACUUUAUGCAGCUCAUCAAUCAUCCUAACCUCAACACAAUGGAUGAGUUCUGUGAACAGGUGUGGAAAAGGGACCGCAAGCAACGCCGACAAAGACCUGCCAAUGCCCAAGUGAAUACGAACAAGUGGAAACAUCUACAAGAAAAUAAGAAAGGCAGGAACAGGAGGACCCAUGAGUUUGAGAGGGCACCACGGAGUGUCUGAGCUACAGUUACCUCUAGGAAUUUUAUUCAAGUAGAAACUUGAAUAGACAGAUAACUGGAAAUGAAAUGCAAUACACACAUACUUUUCCAUGGCAUUUAUGUGGAUGUUUACAAAGAGCUGGGAAGCUCAAAUGAUUUCCCACUGGUUUAAAAUGAAACCAGAUUAUCAAUACCUUUCUAUUGGACCCGUCUCACUAAUUCUCACCAUUUCAAGGCUGUGAACUCACUAUAAGACUAACUUAUUGUUUUGUGGGUUCUGCAAUUAAAUUGACUUGGCAUUUCUCUUUGGACUGAAGUAUAAAAAUGUCAUCUACCAUGCUGCCAUAUUGAAAAGGAAUACAGGGGGUGGGGGGCAAAGUGGCUAUCAUCAGCAAGGUUACUUUUCUUGAAUUUAACUAAUACUGCAUGGACCAUGAAAAGCUGAUGAACACUUUCACACUUGGUUGUACACAAGACUUUUUCUUUUUCUUUUUGGUCUACUAGUUCUCUUGUUUAUAUAUGUACCGGAGGAAUGAAAUCAGUACUGUAUACAGUUGUCCAUUGGAGUUGAAUCAUCAUAAACCAUUAAUUAUCUGAAGUAAUGGCAACAGCAAGUGGAACACUCUGACCUACUACUGAUGACUUCCCUAACCUUUGACCUAAAGAUGUAUUUUAUUAAAACUAUAAUUUAAAUGUACCAUGACAAAUAUGCAGUCAAAGAUAGCUCUUUAAAAAUAGAAUAGGCUUUUUGUCUGACAGUAUUCUAAUAUUUUAAUUUUUUAUAGGGGAAAAGAAGCUUACUGGUUUAUGUUGCUCAAUUUUAUUUUAUUAGGGGUUUUUUCCUAAUUAAUUCUAAACAUGAAUCAAACUAUACCACUCAGCAGAAGUUCUAUAUGGUGAGUAACUGCCACCUAAUUUUUCCUUCCAAACUGAGUUGUUCUGGCAAAAGAGUCUCUAUUGCAUGGACAUAUUUCUCUCUCCUUGUUUCUUCCUAAUGAAAGACUUCAACUUGUAUAAUACAUUGAUACAAAGAGAAACACAUUGAAAUAAUGAAGUUGACCUAAGCUGUAUAUUUUCUUUAAUUUCAAAAGACUGAAUAGCAUUAAAAUAUUUGCUCUGCUCUUGACCUUA
Molecule: messenger RNA, 3977 nt
Organism: Hemicordylus capensis (graceful crag lizard)
Lineage: Eukaryota; Metazoa; Chordata; Lepidosauria; Squamata; Cordylidae
Gene: SEMA3A
Product: semaphorin 3A
Exons: 17
Coding region: 547-2868 (773 amino acids)
Biological process (GO): negative chemotaxis; positive regulation of neuron migration; motor neuron axon guidance
Molecular function (GO): chemorepellent activity; semaphorin receptor binding; neuropilin binding
Source: RefSeq, a predicted model, not a curated record